CGGCCGCUUCGUCCCGGCCAACGCGAGUCCCGGGCCGCCGUCUCGGGUUCGUCGCUCUGGAAAAUCGGUAGAGAGUAGAAGCCGUGGCAGUAGCGCGGCGCGUGUUCGGACGGACGGUGGUGGCGCGGCGUAGCGUUUCCACAGGGAUACUCGGCGAAGACUCGGGUCGCGAACGGAUACACAGAGGGGGUUGCGUGAUACGGAUCGAGCACGGGAGUGCACGCGUCCGUAGCUGAAGGAAUCGAGCGCGACGAGCUCGUUCGCUCAUUCGUUCGUUCGUUCGUCCGUUCGUCCGUUCGUCCGUCCGUUCGUUCGUUCGUUCGUUCGUUCGUUCGUUCGUUCGCUCGAAUCGAGCCGAGAAUCGAGCGGAGCAGAGUCGCGUUGCUUUACGUUGCGUUGCGGUGCCGCUUCGCCGGUAGAUGCGCUACGCCUAUGCGCCGUUUGGCGCCGCUCUGGUGGGGAAGGGUGGUGUGUACCACGUGACACCGGCAGCCAAUCGGCCGCGCACAUAGCCGGCGCCCGGCACAUGGCGGUGCGCCGGCUUCGAUAGCCGCAGUACGUUGCAGUCAGUCGCAGUGGUAACACGAGCGAGAGGGUAGUUGCACGCGCCUGCCUUCGAAAGGAAAGACCGCGGUGAGAGAAGAGAAGCGAUCGGGGAGAGAGCGAGCGAUACGAACGGAAGGGAGUGAGGAUAGAGAAAGAGAGUGGGAGAGAGCGAAGAGUGAGAGAGGGAGAGAGAGAGAGAGACAGAGGAAGAGAGAGAGAGAGAGAGAGAGAGAGAGAGAGAGAGAGAAAAGGAGAGGAGUAGUAAGGAAAGCGAACGAGCACGAGCGAGAAAGGGAAAAGAAGAAAGCGAGCGCGCGCCCCUUUUCGCCUCCGUUUUCAGUGUACAAGUCUCUUCUCGCGCGCGACGUCGCUCUUCAGGGAAUCAGUCGGCCGGUGACGAGGCAGUCGAGAACGUGGUAUAACACACGAACGUGUCGUUACGUCGUCGUCCGGUCGGAGCGCGAGGAAGGAGAGGGAGGGAGCGAGCGAGCGAACGAGCGAGGCAGAGAGAGAGAGAGAGAGAGAGGAGGAAGCGAGAGCGAGACAGAGGCGGAACGAACGAACGAAAGCCAAACGGUCGAAAACGCAACUACGCGAGAAAAACGCGCCGAGAGAGGAGCGGAGUUGCUACGAACACGGGAGGCUCUCCGCGAACAUACGAACCGCACAAACCGCACGCGUCGGACGGACGGAGAGAGAGAGAGAGAGAGAGAGAGGGGAAGAGAAAGAGAGUGAGUGAUAGAUAGAGACGGACAGACAGAGAGAGAGAGAGAGAGGAAGAAAGAAGAGAGCAGUGGGGAUAUCGAGAAGGCCAUUUUCGUAGCCGGUGCGCGCACGAACACGUACGAGUAUACGAGUCGGCGGCGCGGUGCCUGUUUUCAGCGCUAAAAGGAACGGGCGACUGACUACUGCUCGUUGUCGGUAGCCGGACGUCCACGAGAGGGGACCACGGGGCUAUAAUACGCGACGAGAGCGGGAGAAGAAGAAGAAGAAGAAGAAGAAGAAGACGAGGACGAGGACGAGAGCCGCCGCACAGCAGCGAUCACCGACAGCGUAAGAGGUGCGUCGGCGUUGCACACGAGUCUCCGGUCUUUUCUACGCGCACGUAAUCGCCGACGAUCGUGAUCACGUUCGUGCUGCGUCGCGACGCCACGUUUUUCGUCGUACUGGUGGAGAGAUCGUCGCAUUUUUCUUACCGUCGCCGCCGGCGCUGCUGCUGCUGCGUGCCGCCGCGUGCCACAAUCGUCCCUCGAACAUCGUCGUCGUCGUCGUCGUCGUCGUCGGCGAGGCGGCGCGGACCGUUCCGCUCGUUUGUUCGAUAAAGAGACGACGGAAGAGAGCGCAAGAGAGAGAGAGGGGGAGGGUUCAACGACAGCGUUGUAUACACGCGGUGAACAACAUCCAGCGGCGGCCGCAGCAGGCUGAUCUCUCGAGCCAACGUCUGUCGGCGGCGUCCAACGAGUCUCGAGAAAUCGGUGUCGCCCGCGACACGACAUAUAUUCCACUUGAGAGCCGUAAAAUGCCGACGAGUCUGUUCAGCGAGAUGGACCGCAGCAAUUCCGGCGGCACCGGCUCGCUCGAGGACCGGCGCGCGUUUCAGCUCGCCUUCGAGCUGUCGAUGCUCGGCCUCGAGGGCAGCCCGGACUGCGCCGGCACCGGCACCGGCACCGCCAACGGAGUCGCCAACGAUCCCGAUCCGCUGCAGACCGCGCCGACCAACGUCUUCGAGGAGGCGCGCUCCAAGAAGAGCCAGAACAUGACGGAGUGCGUGCCGGUACCCAGCAGCGAACACGUGGCGGAAAUCGUCGGCCGACAGGGCUGCAAGAUCAAGGCUCUCCGCGCCAAGACCAACACCUACAUAAAGACGCCCGUGCGCGGCGAGGAGCCGGUGUUCGUGGUGACAGGUCGCAAGGAGGACGUCGCCCGCGCGAAGCGUGAAAUCCUGUCGGCUGCGGAGCAUUUCUCGCAGAUCAGAGCGUCGCGCAAGAGUUCGCUGGGCGCACUCCUCGGCGCGCCACCCGGGCCACCCGCGUCGGUCCCCGGCCACGUGACGAUUCAGGUACGCGUACCCUACAGAGUGGUGGGUCUGGUCGUGGGACCUAAGGGCGCUACCAUCAAGCGCAUUCAACAUCAGACGCACACCUACAUUGUUACACCUAGUCGCGACAAGGAGCCGGUAUUCGAGGUGACCGGCCUCCCGGACAACGUCGAGGCGGCUAGGCGGGAGAUUCAAGCUCACAUCAGCCUGCGCACGGGCACUAGUGCGAGCGUAUGCGACGAGGCGGAUCUACUAGGCGCGCUCUGUCGCGGCGGGCUCAGCUCAAUUUUGACUUGCCUCGAUCCCCCGGGAUCGAACGCCUCCAACGGCUCGAGCGGUGCGUUCUCGAGUAGCGGCAGUUGCAGCAGUUCGUCCAGCAGCUCCGGCGCCGCGGGGAUGAACGACAUCGUGGCGAUCUGGGGCGCUGGGGGAUUGGAGAGAGACGAAGGUCUCGGCGAGUCGCCGUCAUUCGAGUCGCAGCCGGCCUCGGCGUCUUCGAUCUGGUCGUUUCCGAGCGUGACGCUGCCGUCGAGGCCCUCACCACCGGCAUCGGCGAGCCCGGCGUCGCCCACGGACUCGCUCCUCGGCGGCGGACGGCGAGAGUGCCUCGUGUGCGGCGACAAGGAGGUUACAGCUGCGUUGGUGCCCUGCGGACACAAUCACUUCUGCAUGGACUGCGGUAAAAGACUCUGCGAGGGCACCGAUCCCAUGUGCCCGGUAUGCUCCAGUCCGGUGAUGCAGGCACUCCGUAUCUUCUCCUAAAGGCCCGCGCGGAGCCGCGUCAGCUGACCGCGCCGCGACACCCGGUAUACGCAGCGGCUGCAUCAACUUACCUUCUACCGUUCCUCGAAUACGAACGGCGGCUAACUCUGGCAGAUACGAUGACGACGAUGACGACGGCGACGGCGACGGCGGCGAUCGCGAUCGCGCGACGACUUUGUCGCUGUUGUUGUUGUUGUUGUUGUUGUCGGGGAACCACGGCGACGCGAUGCAGGCGGCGCGAUCCUCGCGAAUCGUCGUGCGCUUCAUCAUCCUCAUUAUCAUCGUCGUCGUCGUCGUUGUCAUCAUCAUCAUUAUCAUCAUCACCACCAUCGCGUUAGCGACGUUGUCGUCGUCGUCGUCGUCGUCGUCGUCGUCGUCGUCGUUUAUCCACAGUGUGCGAUGCCGCCGUCGUCAGGGGAUCGGACGCGCACAAUGUCUCAAUUCCACGGCUGCCAAUAUAAUCUCUUUUACGCGACGGGAAUGCCUCGACGCCCGUGCGGUCGCUCGAGUCCGUCGUUCCCGCUGACCGGAUACAACGAAGCCAGCUUUUAAGUUCUACGAGAUAUAUAUUUAGGUAGAGGGACAGAGAGAGAUGAAAACACAUUGUCUCACCCCACCGUCAUCGUCAUCUCGCUUCCCUCCCCCUUCCCCAUGCUCCCAUCCCUCCUAGGCCCGCCCUCUCACUCGCCUCCGCACCCGCUGCUCAUCCUACACCCUCCUUCCUCCUCUUCCCUCUCCCCCCCCUCCCCACUCCCCCCUUCCCGACGCUUGCGUAGAUUAGGCUCGCGGCUCGUCGAGUACUAAGCUUUCUCGAGGCACACAUAUAUACAUAUAUAUGUA
Harpegnathos saltator (Jerdon's jumping ant) is the source of this 4186-nucleotide messenger RNA. RefSeq names its product RNA-binding protein MEX3B. The record is from RefSeq and is a predicted model, not a curated record. Lineage: Eukaryota; Metazoa; Arthropoda; Insecta; Hymenoptera; Formicidae. The transcript has 2 exons. The coding region runs from base 2066 to 3346 and encodes 426 amino acids. Gene Ontology annotation, molecular function: RNA binding.